AUGGCUUCAAAAACUACAAUAGCACAAGCUUUAGGAACAGAUGGAAGUGAUUUCACGCAUAGGCAAAGAGUUGCUAGUCAAUAUCAAACGAGCGCAAUGAAUAAAUCAAGACUGAACAAAUGUAUAUGGUUUCACUUUUUACUAUUCUUCGUUAUGCUUACUAAAUUACUACCAGAUAUAUUAGACCGUUUAGAUAUAUUUAUAUUGGAGGUUGAAGAAUUACAAGUGCCGAAGCCUUUAUGGUGGGAAUAUAUUUGGUUAUCCAAUGUAUUGGUACCAUUUAUUGGUCUGUCAGCAAUAAAAAAGAAUCAAAUAAAAUCAAUGACACGUUUCAUAUAUGGAAUUGGUCUUCUAGGAUUUGGUCCAAUUAUUUAUGCUACUAUUUAUUACCUCCCUGAUGUAUGGGUUUACUUGACUGUUGGGAAAACGGAAGAUAUUUUGUUAUGGAAGGAUUUACCUUAUGGUCUAUUAUGGUAUGCGUUCAUUUUAGCUGCUUUUCAAGUACACUCAUUCACGUUAUACUUCUCAUCGAAAUUAUUGUCGGCGUGGAAAUCACGAGGCUUGAGGAAAGCCGAUUAA
Molecule: messenger RNA, 579 nt
Organism: Cotesia congregata
Lineage: Eukaryota; Metazoa; Arthropoda; Insecta; Hymenoptera; Braconidae
Source: the annotation of a GenBank genome assembly